AUGGCUGCCAGGGACAAAUUCUACCAUCCGUACUCUCCCUACGACAUCCAGCUCCAGUUUAUGAGCUCUCUGUAUGACUGUCUUGAAGCUGGUAAAGUCGGUAUCUUCGAGUCUCCCACAGCCGACGACGACGAGCCGAAUUGGAUGCUCGAGUAUUCUAAGAAGGAGAAAACUCAGGCUUUAACGCAGAAAUGGCGAGAACUGGAAGACAGGCUGGCCAGGAUUAGAAAAGAGGAGGAAAGGAAGAAGAAGAAGGAGAAGCUGUUACACAGCUUCCCGAGACUGAGCAAAAAACAGAAAACGGAUGUUGUCGCCCAAGGUACCGCGGCCGACGAAAGCUUCUUUGAGCUCGACCACUAUGAAAGCGAUACAGAGAUUGGGAAGAACGCUUCAAACCCUGGACUAGGCAACAUAGAAGGAUUAUCUGCUAGUACUGUAGCGUUACUCGACCGCUUCAAAGGUCGAGACACAGACCGAAAGGAGGAUGAAAGCGAACUCGAGAACCAAACCAAGAUUUACUACUGUUCACGCACUCAUUCUCAACUGUCUCAAUUCGCUCAAGAGCUUCGAAAGGUGAACCUUCCGUCAAGCCUCCCCUCGCUUCCAGGGGACGGACCAAUACAAGAACAUGCCGAGCUCGAAGAGAUAAUCAAACACCUCACUUUAGGCUCUCGCAAACAGCUUUGCAUUAAUCCUCGAGUUUCAAGCCUGGGAAACCCAACAGCAAUUAAUGAACGAUGUAUGGAACUUCAACAGUCGGGAGUCGCUUCAAACAAAAAGUGUUCGUACUUGCCAACCAAAGAAUCCGAGGACCUUUUGUCGGAGUUUCGUGAUCAUGUGUUAUCGACUGUCCAAGAUAUAGAGGACAUAGGUUUCAUUGGCAAGCAGCUCGCCAUCUGUCCUUAUUAUGCUGCGCGGACAGCUGUUAAUCAUAGCGAGAUUGUUACUAUUCCGUAUCCUCUACUACUUCAGAAGUCUUCGAGAGAGGCUCUGGGCUUGUCGCUCCGUGACCAUGUCGUUAUCAUCGAUGAAGCACAUAAUUUGAUGGAUGCCAUUGCAAACAUACAUUCUAUUUCUGUCACGUUGGAUCAACUUCGGACUUCAUUAUUUCAGCUAACGACCUACGCACGGAAAUUCCAGACACGGCUCAAGGGUAAAAACCGGGUGUAUGUGACCCAAGUUAUCAGACUCGUCAGUUCGCUUGCAGACAAUCUUCACUCUCUUGCUCAGAAGAACAAAUCAUCAGAAGUGAUCAUUCAAUACUCAGAUCUUGUAUCUGGAAAAGGAGUAGAUCAAAUCAAUCCCUACAAACUCUCCCGGUACCUGCAGGAAAGCAAACUCGCAAGAAAAGUCGAUGGCUACGUUGAGCAUAACACUCAGUCGAACAGCGCAGACAAAGCGGUAAAGACGACAGUGCCAGUUCUCUUUCAAGUACAGAGUUUUAUCCUGACGCUGAUGAAUCCCUCUGAUGAGGGUCAACUGUUCCUUGAGAAAACGAACGAUGGCAUACUAUUGAGAUAUAUGUUAUUGGAUCCAACGAACCAUUUCAGGGACAUUGUGGAUGAAGCACGGGCUGUCAUUCUGGCAGGAGGCACUAUGUCGCCGAUGUCCGACUACGCCGACCACCUAUUCUCAUAUGUGUCACCAGACAGGUUAGAUACUUAUAGUUUUGGGCAUGUCAUCCCACCGAAGAACCUAACAGCCCAUAUCCUCGCCAAAGGCGUCCUUGGUUCUGAUUUCAAUUUCACUUUCGACCAGCGAAACUCGGAAACAAUGAUCGCAGAUCUGGGACAGACAGUGGCCAAUCUUUGUGCGGUGAUACCGGAUGGCGUUGUGGCCUUCUUUCCAAGUUACGAAUAUCUGAAGCAGGUGCUUAAUGCCUGGAACAAGCCGUCAAAAGCUGGGGGAGGAGCGUCAUUAUACUCUACCAUCGAGAAAUACAAGCCAAUACUAUAUGAAAAUCAGAAAAAAGACAACUCUACCGACGAUAUUCUCCUUGAAUACUCGAAAAAAGUUGAUUCUGGAUCCGGAGCGCUUUUACUCUCGGUUGUCGGUGGCCGUUUGUCUGAGGGCAUCAACUUCUCUGACAAGCUAGGCAGAGGUGUCCUUAUUAUUGGUCUUCCAUUCCCAAACAUUCAUUCUGCCGCAUGGAAAGCAAAGAUAGGGCACAUCGAGAAACAGACAUACGCAAAGCGUCAAGAUGAACCCGAAUCUACCAGACGAGCAAUCGCAAAAGCGGCCGGAAGAGACUUCUUUGAAAAUUCGUGCAUGAGAGCAGUGAAUCAAUGCAUUGGAAGGGCUAUUCGACAUCGAAAUGACUACGCGGCUAUUAUCAUGAUUGAUAGGAGAUAUGAGACUUCUCGCAUUCAAGCGAAGCUUCCGGCGUGGAUACGGCAGAGUCUUGUCUCUGAUGUGAAAGCGUCUUCUUUGUGUCAGGAUGGCCUUGUGUCCUUUUUCAGGUCACACUAA
Messenger RNA from Talaromyces atroroseus, 2469 nucleotides. Its product is annotated as ATP-dependent RNA helicase chl1. Gene Ontology annotation, biological process: nucleobase-containing compound metabolic process; establishment of sister chromatid cohesion. The transcript has 6 exons. Gene Ontology annotation, molecular function: DNA binding; hydrolase activity, acting on acid anhydrides, in phosphorus-containing anhydrides; ATP binding. Gene Ontology annotation, cellular component: nucleus. The coding region runs from base 1 to 2469 and encodes 822 amino acids. The record is from RefSeq and is a predicted model, not a curated record. Lineage: Eukaryota; Fungi; Ascomycota; Eurotiomycetes; Eurotiales; Trichocomaceae.